CCAGUAUGUGUGCAUUAUUCAAUACAGGAAUGGGGCUCCCUCGAGAACUCCACAACGUGUUACGUCCGAAGUUACAGGUAAUAAUUUGCCCAACCACCGAGAGUAUCUCAUUAAUAGUUAAAAACCGAGGUCAAUAAACGACAAGAGGAGGCAUUUAUUACCAGUAAGAACGUGAGAUAGUUGAGAGAAAAAAGGGAAAUAUUCAGAAGAAAGUGCAGCGGUCGAUACGAUACAGCAGAGAUACUCAGCCGGUGAGAGAUUGGCAGUGACUCUUCCUCGACGGCCCAGCGGACAUUGCACCUUUAUUUCCGUGUUAAAAUAGACGUGUGGAAUCCAACUGACAAGUAAAUAAACAAGGAUUUGGAGAAUUCCCAUUUCCAGCGCCCGGGGCCUCCUGGGGAGCCCUGAAUCCCAUUAGAUAUUUUUGAUAAUACCACAUCUUCGGUUGAUUUUGGAAAUGGGUCAUCGAGGAACCGUCCUCACUGUUAACCCUAGACCGGUUACAAUGACACAGACAAUGUUGUUGAUGGUGUCAUUGAUGCUAAUUGCAUCAAUUCCACUGCUUAAUGGUGAACUUGUUGAGCAGAAGUGCCCAGUCGAUUGCGACUGCCACUAUUUUCGCAUCAACUGGGUAACAGACUGUUCCGAGAGUAAUUUGACAGCUGUACCAUAUGACGAGUUGAGUCCAAAUGUCUACAUACUCGAUAUGAACGGUAACAACGUGGAGCAGUUGAGACCAUUUCCACAGGGCAUCAAACUCCGCAGACUGCAGAUGGCACACAAUCGUCUCACCGAGUUGACUCACGAUUCAUUUGCUGGACUCAACUACCUUCUCGAUGCUGAUUUCUCAUAUAAUAUGAUAAAGCGUGUUGAUCCCGAGGCUUUCAGGGCCAGUCCGGGUCUGAUAACUCUAGAGCUUCAGAACAAUCCUCUGAGUGAAGUAGAUGGCCAUUUCCUCAAUUGUCAAACUCUCCUGAGCCUAGACUUGAGCACCUGUGGAAUUCGACGUUUGAAUAAUCAAUUCUUCCACAACACGACUAAUUUGAAUAAACUGGAUUUGUCAGGGAAUCCACUUGAACGAAUUGCCCCAGGACCUUUCGAUCAUCUCACUAGUCUGGAGUAUUUAAAGCUCAACAAUUGCAGCUUGAGCUACAUAUCCCCUGAAGCAUUUAGCCAUUUGGAGACUCUCCGAGGAUUGGAUAUGUCAAACAAUAGCUUGAAGUCAAUUACAUGGACAAGUGUGUUAGCUCCCCUCGUUCGUCUCGAGAAUCUCAACAUCGGUAAUACAGGAAUAACUAAUUUGCCAGCCGAUGCAUUUGCCAAAAAUCUGUUUCUCCAACAUCUUGUAUUGUCUCUAAAUGAACUCCAUCAUUUGGAUAUUGAAAAUACCCUGGGCCAUAAUCUUCAUAAUCUCCAAACUCUUGAUCUCUCAAAUUGUGCCCUCCAAGAUCGUUUAUCCGAGGACGCCUUCAGAAAUUCAAGUCAACUUCGUGUUUUGAAUUUAAGCGGCAAUCCAAUGUUCGCCGGUGACUUAACAGCAGUACUCCGGCAUCUACCAAAACUUCAUAAACUUUCAUUAAGUAAUUGUAGCCUCCGGAGAUUACCAGAUGCCUUCGAUGUGCUAGAACACCUCCAGGAGCUCGACAUAUCCAACAAUCCUCUAUCAGAUGCCUUCGUUAAGCUACUCAAUCCCCUGAGAUCACUGGAGUAUUUGGACAUGUCUUACUGCAGCCUUGGAUACGUUGGUAAUAAUACAUUUGCUCACAUGACCGAGCUGAAGAAACUCAUUCUAUCCGGCAAUAAACUACACACACUGGAGGCAGAUCUUUUUGCCAAUUUAAGCAGACUAGAGAGCCUUGAAUUGAACAACUGUGGUUUUACAACUCCCCUGGAUCCAAAAGUAUUUGGUAAAGAGAGAAUUUACUCGAGUGUUAUUGAACUUAAACUCAGUGGAAAUCCACUAACGAUACCCGAUGAAGGAUCACUCCUACCAAAACAAUUAUCUAACGUUGAGAUAUUGGAUUUGAGUAACUGCAAUAUUGUUCAUCUUAAUGAGAACGUACUAUCGCGCAACAAAAAUCUGUCACAAUUGAAUUUAUCCAACAAUAAAAUAUCGGAGCUCAGUUUCUUGAAGAAAUUACGAAGACUGGAGCAUUUGGAUCUCAGUAAUAAUCAAAUAAGAACUAUAAAUCCGAAAGUGUUGAAGUCCAACACUCGGCUACUCUCGCUGAAUCUAAUCGCCAAUCCGUUUGUCUGCAAUUGUUCGAUUGUGGAGAUGUGGGACUGGGCUGUGCAGGAGAAAAAUGAUUUGCAUGUUUUAAUUGGCAGUCAACCAAGUGAAUUCGCAACGGGUGCAGUUAAACUGCGAAAAAGUUUGAGUUGCACUUAUGAGGAUGAUGCUUACAGAGAUCUUAUGAAUCAAAGGCCAUUGCUGAGAAAAGGAGAUCUAACACCGCAUAGAACUUGGGCCAAAUAUAUUCGAGAGUCCAAUUGCGAUAGGAAAUCAUGAUAUAAGGGGUUCCAGCAUCCUGCAGCCAAUAAUAUUCAAGAUAUACUCCACCGGAAUAAAGUAGAACUUUAAAUUUUUAUUACUUAUAUCGAUGUUACUAUUGACUCUCAAUCAUUCUUUAUUUUUGCUAUUAUUCAUUCAGUAACUGAGAGGUGAUUUGAUAUCAGAUGAUUUAGAAAGGUUCUUCGCGCAAUCAAAACGAAUGUUCGCGUUUCACAAACUGUAAACACUUUUUCCACAAUAGAAACGUCGGAAUAAAAUCAAAAUUUUACCGAAUUUCACAAUUAAUUGGAAUAUUGAGCAAGCGAUUUCUCUGAAAUUCAAAUAAAUUUUUAGAUUUUAUUCAGAAGUUUGUUGUAUGUGAAAAGAGUCUAGAACAGACGUAGAAAAUUUAAACAUUCACUUUUGAAUUAUUCGAAGUUACAAUCACGCAAUCAAUGCGUAAUAAAAAAUCACACUGAAACCGUUUCGCUCUUAGUGCUGAAUUUGUAGAGUUUAAAGUUCAAUGAUACGAAUACAAACUCUCGAGUCAUGAACUCGAAGUUAAUCGAUACUCUUCGCAGGAUGCUGAUUAUUUUAUCCUAGUCUAUUUGAGAUUUUGCAAAAAAACUCAUCAAAUUGUUAAAAAUUAUAUUUUCGUGCACUUAUUACCAUUUAUUGAUCAUUUAUUUGAAUAUCAAUGGAUUACAACUGAAUCAAUAAUUUGUGCUCUCAAUGUCAGUGGCUCUGUAUUAUCGGAAAAAAGUCAUUGCUACGAGUUAUCUGACUCCAAUAAUCCGGCGUACAUAAUUAAUAAUAUUGAAUCAAUCGAUUAAUGUACUGCCUUUACUAAUAUCGAAAGUUCGGCAACCUGUCAUUCAUCAUCCAUUAAUUUUUUUUUCAUUGUGGAUUAUGAUUUAUAGGAAAUUGUGUGAUAAUUGAUGAUAAAAAAAUGUAGAAUAAAAAUUGGUGCCAAAGUUUUAUAAUCAAAAUGAACAAAACAUGAUACAUUGAAUCAAUAUCAGCCACGAUGAGAUAACAAAGAACUUGUGAAUGAUCUUUUUUUUAUUUUACUAUUAUAUUGCAGAGGAACAAAUGCUUUAGUAUUCAUCAUCGUCGUUACUAGCGAUUGAUUAUGUCCUCCCUCUCCCAUUGUCUACCAUUAUGACACCCAGCCUAUUGUCGAGUAAUAAAGACCAUUUCGAUAAUUAUUA
Messenger RNA from Diachasmimorpha longicaudata, 3702 nucleotides. RefSeq names its product leucine-rich repeat-containing protein 15-like. Gene Ontology annotation, molecular function: protein binding. Lineage: Eukaryota; Metazoa; Arthropoda; Insecta; Hymenoptera; Braconidae. The record is from RefSeq and is a predicted model, not a curated record. The coding region runs from base 458 to 2509 and encodes 683 amino acids. The transcript is spliced from 4 exons.